UCUGAAACAAAAAAUCCAGUUUACAGCAUUUUAACGCGCACGCCAAGAAAAGACCCGCUUCUCUUUUUGUAUUAUUAUUUUUUCUAGAGGAUAAAAACGUCGUUAAAAAAAAAAAAAAAAAAAUCAAAAACAAAAAAGAAAAGAAACAAGAAGGAGAGAAAAUGUCUUCCCCCGCGCAGGAGAGGAGCUCCGGCGUUCAGCUGCUGAGCGCGGUGCUGCUGCUGCUCUCGCUCUCCGGUUGUUCAAGCAUGGAUGUGCUCGUGGCCAAUUACAUUAAUGCACUGAAUGGAACAACUGUCAGAAUCCCCUGUACAUUCACUUCCUGCUACAAGAUGGAUGCUACCAAGUUUUCCAUGAACUGGACCUACCAAGAAUCACUCAACGAUACAGAGGAGAUGUUUAUGACAUACUAUAAGAAAAAAGGAAUGGUGCCUCUGCGGUCAGACCGGUUUGGAGAGAGAGUCAUGUUUGCUGGGAACCUGGAUAAGAAUGAUCUGUCAAUCACCCUAUCAGAUGUUCAGGUGGAGGACGUGGGGAUUUACAACUGCUAUGUGAGAAACCCCCCAGACCGCAUCCAGGGACAUGGAGUCAUACAGCUCAACGUUGUCACUGAACUUCCCCCGCCAAGGGAUUCAACCAUUGCAGUUGCGAUUGGGGCAUCGGUGGGUGGAGCAUUAGCUCUGCUGAUCCUUUCCAUGGUAGUAGUGAAAUGUCUUCGACGACACCGGAAACAGGAACUGAUUUCGGAGGAGAAGAUGGAGGAGGAGGGUAAACUGGAGGCUGAGGGUGUUGCAGAGGAGGGAACCAAGCAACCAUAGCUGGGUCUUCUUACUGAACCAGCAGACUGUGGAGCUCCUACCCCCAACACUUCCCAUGACUUGUGCACCCCCCCUCCCGAAGAUCUAUAGUAACCACUGCUUGAAUCAUUCUCCACUCAUAUUUCCAUCCCCUCUGCAUCUGUGUGUGCGUGUGUGUGUGUUGCAUGUGUGCGCGCUAUUGCAGACAAGUGUGCUUCUUUG
This is a messenger RNA of Xiphias gladius (swordfish), 1019 nucleotides long. It is a transcript of the gene scn2b, whose product is annotated as sodium channel, voltage-gated, type II, beta. NCBI's taxonomy places the organism in Eukaryota, Metazoa, Chordata, Actinopteri, Istiophoriformes, Xiphiidae. The record is from RefSeq and is a predicted model, not a curated record. The transcript is spliced from 6 exons. Gene Ontology annotation, cellular component: membrane. Bases 162 to 818 code for a protein of 218 amino acids.